CAAAUUUGUCACGUGACUAGUAGCAACAGUUUCCAAGUGAGCUAGCGUUAGCGUUUUGGCGAAGAGUAUGCUAACUUUACUCAAUUUCAACAAUCGUAUUUUCUCUUAUAUUAAGCCCAAAACUGGGGUGUUGGAGCGAUGGAGGUAAUUAUUCCCCGUACGUCAGAUUUUGUGAUGGUUACAGAGAGGGAAGCAUCUUGUCGAGGACGGGAAAAUAACAUUUGCAAGUGAAAAAUGGAGAGCUGUUUCAGUCUGCCGAGCUGAAAAUGGGAGCAAGCGCCUCAGUAUCACUCUGUAGUGACCCUUCUUCAGUGAGAAUCCUGAGGCCCAGUGCUAAGGUCAGCCCAGAGCCCAUAGCUCCCACCCUGGUUUCAGAGCCUGAACGGACUGCUAGGUGUAUGUUUGGUGUUGCCUUGGGAACACUCAGAGAGGAUGGGCAGACAGUCUGUGGAAUACCUCUUGUGUUAAGAGACAUAGUGGACUUCUUGGAUAAGAAUGGAAUGCACCACAGAGGUCUGUUCCGUCUGUGUAGCUCUAUUGUGCGGACCAGGCAGCUGAGACAGCGCUGGGACCGUGGAGAGAAGGUGGACCUGGAGCAUGAGGGAGAUGUCCCCACUGUGGCCUCGCUCCUCAAACUCUUUCUGCGGGAGCUUCCCACCCCUAUAGUUCCUGAACUCCAACAUAAACAAAUGGUUUUAAGCCUCACAGAAUGUGCAGAUGAGGUAGAGAUGAACCGACGUUUAAAAGAAAAUCUUCAUCACCUCCCAGAUGACAACCUCUCCAUUUUGUCUUACCUCAUCCACUUCCUGUCCAGAGUGGCUACUCACAGCCAAUCAAAUCACAUGCCCAUGGAGAAUCUGGCAACCAUCUUUGGGCCUUGUUUAUUCCAUGUUCCAGUAGGACCCAGGAUGCUAGAGGAGCAGAGUAUGUGUAAUGCCCUGUUGCUUCACCUUCUCCGGCAUCAGAAGGUUCUCCUUCCAGUCGUAGCUGAGGGCACAGUGGCCAACUCGAUCACCGCCUCCUCACCCCCUCCCCCUCUCUCUGCAUUGUUGCACUUUGAGAGUCAACCCAGCAGCCGUCAGACAGAGCCAGGUAGCGUGGACAGUUUGGAGAGAGAGACCACCAGUGUCUUCAACCAAGCAAUACAGAUGCACUCUCAAUUCAACAGUCCUGACACACUGCAGCAGGGCUGUGAAACUAGUUCUGACGUCAGUGCUGACAUUCAGAAGCUGAUUACAGACCAGGAGGCUUUGGAGAGCAGUGAAAGAAUGGAGCCAAAGUGUCUGCUCUCCUGUAACGCUGACCCAGGGACAGCACAGCAUCCACAACAGAGCGGACCAUCUAGCAGCAUCCAAGGGGAGCCACCGGAGCUGGAGUGUACCAUGCAAGGGACCUUUGCUGAGAUGCCACCAUUCACCUCCAUACUGAAGGGGAAAGAUGAGGAAGAAGUAGACAAGGCUUCUCCAAAUGCAGACCAAACAUCGUCUGUUUCAAACUGCUGCAUAGCGAAUCAGUUAGAGAGCAACACCCAAACACAGCUGCGCGACACAGAGAGACUGCUGUACUCUAUGGAGCACAAGACAGAAGACAAAAUCAAAGUGUCUGAGUGGCAGAGCCCCUCCCUCAAACUUCAAGCCCUGGAGGCUGUAGAGACUGACUUGGGGCCCCCUCCAGUACCAGUAGACCCCCUAAUUCAGGAUAACCUUCCUGCUCUGCAGCAGCCUGUUUCUCCUGAUGAGCAGAGCCUGUAUUUAACCCACAAGCUGCUCCUCCAUUCGACACCACCACCACCAACUGACCAGGAUCAGCACAUGGUCAGCUCAUCACAGCCUGUAUACACAGCCUCCCCUCAUUCAUCAGAAUCCAGUUCUGUCAUCUCCAUAGCCAGUCUUUCUGAGGAAAUUUCAGAAGGGGACACCCUGCAGAGCCCACCAGACACUAACAUGAGCCCCCUACUCUCUCACUUUACAUUGUCUGACUGCCCUGUUCCUUCACCGCGCUGCCACAGUCUCAGCCACAGCCUGCGCUACAACUUAGACCCUGAUACAGCCCCUUCGCCACCGUGCUCACAGCACAUGCGCAUGGCUCGCUGUAGCACAGCAUUAGACGAGGGCUCUGUCUCCAUCUCAGUGAUCAACAGACACAUCCACACCUUGAGGAAGAGGAUCAGGCAUUUUGAGGAAAGCUUUGAACAGGAAAAACACUACAAGCCGGCACAUAAUGACAAGACAGCUCAUCCAGAGGUUGCCAGACUGAUGAAGGAGCUCAUGAAAAGUCGCAAGCAGCUUAAAGAGCUGAAGUUGAGACAGUCAGAAGAAGUGAGACUAAGAGGGCAGGGAGGUUUCAACCCACCAACUGAAACAUGCAGGACCUUUAAAGACCAGAAGGAGGCAGCAAUAAGAGGAACUGAGCUGCAGCACCUUUACAACAACAGCAACACCAAGCCAAAUGUGGAGGACACUGUGAACAUGAUAACCAACAGACUGAAGGAGAGACGGCGAGAGCUGGGCCUGCCCGACAGCAUCAAGGAGAUGUCCCACUUCCAGAUGACUAUGGAGAAGACUAGCAUGCAGAAGUGUUUGCUGCACUAUGAGAGUCUGCAUGGACGACCGAGCACUAGGCAGGAGCGAACUCUGAUGAAACCUUUCUAUGAUCGGUACCGACUUCUCAAGCAGCUGCUGUUCUCUUCUGCUGCCUCAGCAUUUAUUACGCCUAUUGAGGAGGAAGAGGGAUCUGAUGAAGAACAUCCCAAACAGCAAAGCCCCAGGCAGCAGCCACUCUCGCUGAAACCUCCCAGGUGUGUGUCCUCAGAUGAAUCGCUGCAUCUGCAUUCCCUAGAAAUGUCUGAAACACCUCUGGUGUCCCCACUGGAGGAGGUCAAGAGUUUUCAGCCACAGAUCAUCACCAUGGCAACACUACAUGAAGCAUCCAGAUCAGAGUUACUGGAUCACCUCAGGCUGGCUCGAUUAGAGAAACGGAGACUUCAUCAAGCACUCAAAGAGUUUGAGGAUCAUUUCUACAUGCAGACAGGCAGGGCUUGUCAGAAGGAGGACCGUGGGCCUAUGGCAGAGGAGUACUGCCAGUAUAAGAACCUCAAAGUGAAGCUCCGUUUGCUGGAGGCCCUGCUCAGUAAACAGCAGGACUCAACAAAGACCAGCUGAGUUAUCUCACAGUGGGACUUGUAUGUAACUUAUCAGGAACAUGUCAUUUCUGAGAUAGUGGGUGGAGAAGCUAGUGGUGAGUCCAGUCCUUUUUUUUCCCCCAUUCAGUGCUUAUUAUGUUGAUUACUGAAGCACAUUGCAUUCACCAAAGGAAAAAAAAAAAGUGAAGGAUCUUUUCUUGUAAUUAUGAGAUAAUGUGGGGGUAGAACCUCACGGAGCUUUAAUGAAUUCUUUAGUAUCAAAAUAAUUCAGUGAUGGUUGUCAGUACAUCCAAUAGCACAUAGCAAAAGUGAACUGUUAAUAGCUAAUUUGGAAUAUUUAUUGUUCCAAAAUGUAAAAUAUAGGCCAAGAACAGGUUUCAAAACAGCUGCCUAUCUACAUGUACCGGGCAGGAGUUGGAAAGAUUUAAAACCUGCUUGAGAACAUUGGGGUUUUAAGAUUCUGAGACUGGUAUUUAUGCAAUUCUGACAGCACAUCCAGUAUAUAGCAAAAUUAACCACUAAAAGCUAGUUCCGUGUUCUUAGUGUUCCAAAAAGUAUACAAAUAUACAGUAACAUAAAAAUGGCACACAAGCUGCAGCUCACAGUAGCUCAUAUUUAUGGCUAUGGCAACCUGGUAUUUAAGCUCAUUCAUUAUAUAGACAGUUUAGACAAAUCAGGAAACCUUAGGAGUGUUGGAUAUUUUUGGGGAUUUUGUUAACGAUAAGCAGACAAUAUUUUGUAUCUGCUGUUUUUAGUCUAGACUGUAUUUGUGUGUGUUUUGGAAUACUAAGUACACUGAAUCAGCUGCUCAUUUUGCUAUAUACUGUUGGAUCUGCUGUCAGAAUUGCAUAAAUACAGAAAAAAUCUUAAAAAUAGCAUUCUGAAUCUUUCAAUGUCCUACUCAGCACAGGUAUAUAAAGAGUUGCACUGUAGGCAGCCUUGUUGAUGCCCAGUUAUAGCCUAUAUUUGUUUACAUUUUGGAGCAAUAAGUAUGCAGAAUUAGUUAUAUACUAUUGGAUGCAUUGUAACUAUCACUGAAUUACUUUGAUACUAAAGAACUUGUUAAAACCUAAUUUUCAGGCAAGUUCUGCAGCAUUUCAACUCUUGCAUUAUCUUGUAAUUCUGAGAAAUAAAGGCAUGCAUGAUAAGAUAAGAUUUUCCAAUUUGGUGAAUACAAUGUGCUUCUGUAGUUGAUGCAUCUAACAUGAAGAAAAUGGUGAUGGAAAUUGGUGACAAUGCUGGGAGGUUUUGAGUUCCCAAAACAAAUCCCUUGACAAAUCAUGGAUAUCUAAUGUAGCAAGUAUGUUAUGUAGCACUAAUUAAUGUCAAAGAUGACUAGCUGUAACAAAUUGAUGUUGGUUACAUAUUAGUAAUGUAAGACUACUGUAUGUAGAUUAUGGCGCUUCAGUGUUUCCUCUAGGUUUGGGGUGGGGUGGGGGCGCGGCGCAGAAAUGUUCUAAAGUCUUCAACCAGUAGUGUAUGUGAGAAACAGAAACCAGUAAAAGUUCAAAAUGUGUCCCUAUACAGCCGGUGGAUAGCUCAGUGGGUAACACCACUGACUUUGGUAUGGCAA
Messenger RNA from Monopterus albus (swamp eel), 4715 nucleotides. Its product is annotated as protein FAM13A-like. Lineage: Eukaryota; Metazoa; Chordata; Actinopteri; Synbranchiformes; Synbranchidae. The record is from RefSeq and is a predicted model, not a curated record. The coding region runs from base 267 to 3161 and encodes 964 amino acids. The transcript has 20 exons. Gene Ontology annotation, biological process: signal transduction.